Messenger RNA from Helicoverpa zea (corn earworm), 627 nucleotides. RefSeq lists its product as uncharacterized. Gene Ontology annotation, molecular function: protein binding. NCBI's taxonomy places the organism in Eukaryota, Metazoa, Arthropoda, Insecta, Lepidoptera, Noctuidae. Bases 1 to 627 code for a protein of 208 amino acids. The transcript is spliced from 4 exons. The record is from RefSeq and is a predicted model, not a curated record.
AUGCCGUCCAACAGCCGAUGGACUCAUCGCCGAUGCUCAGUUGGCAGUGACUUUGGCAGAGAGAAGUAUUCGUUGCUCGAGCUCGACGCAACUGCAGCCACCGAUCUCACUGGUGAUCCGGGGUCCAGCGAGGUGGUGAUGAGCGAGGGUUCCGGAGCAAUAUUCAGUGCAGUAAACUGCAAUGAGUGCAAGGAUGACUGCCCGAAAGAAGGGAAGAUGAUAUGCGGAUUGAGUCCAGAAAAUAAAAACUACACUUUAUUUCCCAGUGAAUGUGCCUUGAAGGCUUAUAGCAUUUGUCAUAAUGUCCAAUUUGUGGAAAUCCCCUUAAAGUUUUGCAUCAAUCACGAAGUCAAGAAUGCAAGAAGGGUGUACGGUGAAUCCUGUCCCCUUUUCUGUCCGAAUCAUUACAGACCUGUGUGCGGGAUGUCUAAAAUGCGUGCUUAUAUUUAUAAGACUUUUAACAACGGCUGUUACUUUGAUAUGCUUUCUUGUAGAGGCGAUGAUUUAGAAGGAUACGUGGAAGUACCAUUGGAAUUCUGCCAGAGACAUCUAAUGAAGAAUAUAUUCAAGGAACAGGUUGUUGUUUCCGGAAUCAACGAUUACAGAGACUAUCAUGAAUAUAAUUAA